AUCAUUAGAUAAAAAGAAGAGGCUGGGCCUCAUCCUCAUCCUCAUCCGAUCGUCGGAGGAAUACUUAAGUCCAAGUACUCAACUACAAACUUAUUUACGGAUUUCCGCUUAUGCUACAUCGUCUAUCGUCAGCUUUGUCUCUUUUCCAUAGGAGAGCAUGGGCGUGGAAGACUUGAGUAAUGAAGCCGGGUCUAGCGUAGAAACUGAAUUUGUGCCGGGAUCCAAUGAAGAUGAAGGAUUUGUAGUCGAGAAUGGAGAUGAAUCGAGUUCCCAGGCCGCGAGCGGAUUCUUCUGAAGAAUCCGCUCCACCUCCUAUCCUAUCUAAUAGCUUAAUGAUAUUUGUCGCAGGACUUAGUACGGAGUACCCAGCUAUACACAACAAUAGCAAGGUAGAAGGGUGGACACAUGUCAGAACCUUUUCCUCCAAAUCGGAGAGACUUUUUGGCGAAAAGGGGUCAAUAGAAAACUUGGAUGAUAUAGUCAAGGAAUUACUGGAUUUUGUUCUGCACUCGGCAGCAGAUAUCAAAGACUUGUCCGAGCUCAGUCUUGGUUUUAUGGCGGCUGAUCUCGGUGGUAUGAUGGUGAAAAGGGCUCUACUAAAUGCAUUAUCACUUGUCAAGUACCGAGAAAUAUAUGAAAGAACCUCGCUACUAGCUUUCUUUGGGACUCCUCAUCAGGAGUCUAAAGUGUACAGCUGGGAAACUACAAUAUUGAGCAUCAUUGAAGAUACCUAUCGAGGGUUAUGGGGCCCUUGGUUUCCGGAUCGUAUCCGCCAGCUAUCGCUCUAUCUAGAGAAGCUCCGUCUGGGUUUUAAUAAUAUCUCGGACAAAUUCAGGAUUCUCAACUACGUCCAAGAUUUGCUUGAGCCUAGUUCUGAAGUCCUGACUGUUCACAAAUCUUGCGCAGAGCUCCAAGGCUUCAAUAUUACGAACAUCAGACGCAACGUAACGCAUUGCGAACUCACUCGCUUUGUGGAAGAACCUCUUGCGGAAGACCAUGUUGUAAAGCGUAUAGUAGACGCUCAGACAUAUCUUUCUAAAGGCUAUCGUGAGCUUAUCCAGUAGUUGUCUAUCCAGUCAGACGGGAUUAAGAUGAACUUCGAAACACUAGGACGUCUCGAUAGCCUUGCAGAUU
This is a messenger RNA of Daldinia decipiens, 1134 nucleotides long. RefSeq lists its product as uncharacterized. The record is from RefSeq and is a predicted model, not a curated record. NCBI's taxonomy places the organism in Eukaryota, Fungi, Ascomycota, Sordariomycetes, Xylariales, Hypoxylaceae. Bases 252 to 1064 code for a protein of 270 amino acids. The transcript is spliced from 6 exons.